UCUAACACUUAACUGUAAUCUUCUCUUUCUGUGCCGUCUCCAACUCCAUUCUGAAGAGAGCAGAGAUCGAGGGAAAAUGGAGAAAGGGAAGGGAAGAAAGGAGGAGAUCGUUACCAGGGAGUACACCAUCAAUCUCCACAGGCGCCUCCACAGCUGCACAUUCAAGAAGAAGGCACCCAAUGCGAUCAAAGAGAUCAGGAAGUUUGCAUUGAAAGCAAUGGGAACCAAGGACGUCAGAGUAGAUGUCAAGCUGAACAAGCAGAUUUGGAGCAGAGGUAUCCGUGGUCCUCCUAGGAGAGUCAGAGUCCGCGUUGCCCGUAAGAGGAACGAUGAUGAGGAUGCCAAGGAGGAGUUUUACUCUCUCGUCACUGUCGCUGAGAUUCCGGCCGAAGGAUUGUCUGGUUUGGGCACCAAGGUCAUCGAUGAAGACGAGUGAAACUCACAUAUUGUUGCAGCUUUUUGGGUUGUUUUGAUUACUUAACCAUUUGGGCAAACCUAUUUCGUAUCUUUGAAAGUUGAGAGCUAAGAGUUUUAUCUAUUUGGUAACGUUCUUUACUUGGCAAUCAUUUUUGUGAGU
Molecule: messenger RNA, 577 nt
Organism: Brassica oleracea var. oleracea
Lineage: Eukaryota; Viridiplantae; Streptophyta; Magnoliopsida; Brassicales; Brassicaceae
Product: 60S ribosomal protein L31-1-like
Exons: 2
Coding region: 77-436 (119 amino acids)
Biological process (GO): cytoplasmic translation
Cellular component (GO): cytosolic large ribosomal subunit; ribosome
Molecular function (GO): structural constituent of ribosome
Source: RefSeq, a predicted model, not a curated record